This is a messenger RNA of Pomacea canaliculata, 3704 nucleotides long. Its product is annotated as nucleobindin-2-like. Gene Ontology annotation, cellular component: extracellular exosome; endoplasmic reticulum-Golgi intermediate compartment. The transcript is spliced from 14 exons. Gene Ontology annotation, molecular function: calcium ion binding. Bases 188 to 1792 code for a protein of 534 amino acids. Lineage: Eukaryota; Metazoa; Mollusca; Gastropoda; Architaenioglossa; Ampullariidae. The record is from RefSeq and is a predicted model, not a curated record.
UCAGGUGGCAGGUUUGUAUUUACCGCUCGUCAUCAUCUCGAACACGUCCAUCGUCUGUAUCUACAGAUUGUUGAUUCCAUCUGUUGUUGACUGGCUGAAAAGCAGCCGAUAGUGAAACGCACGUAAAGAAUUUGUGACAUCAUCUUCUCAGAGAAGGAAAGGUCUUCAUAGUUGGCCAUACAGCAAAAUGCGCUGGAAGAUUUUACAUUCUGCGCUCGUUUUCUACAUCCUGGUACACUUCGCCUUAUGCAAACCAGUAGACAGGCGCGGGCCACCACAUCCAGACCCAGUGGAGGAAGGAUCAAAAGUCGAGGAGGAUUUGGACUAUGAAUUUGAAGAGGAUUAUAACGAAGAUGAUGAUAUUGAUGACAAAGUGGUUGAUGAAAAAAUUCAUGUUGUAAAAAGAAGUAAUGAAAAGCUGGAGGAAGCAAGUUCUAAAGACCUGCCAAAAAGUGACAGGAAAUUAGAUCUCAUAAAGCAACGAAAAGAGCUGGUCAAUGCAGCAGUAAGAGAGAGGAAAGUCCGUGUACCAAAGGGUACAGGAUUGGAAUAUGAUCGCUACCUUCGGCAGGUGGUUGAGAUUCUGGAAUCAGAUGAUUCUUUCCGUAAGAAAUUGGAACAGGCAAAUAUUUCAGAUAUAAAGAGUGGGGCCAUUGCUUCACAUUUGGAGUUGGUUAAUAACACCAUCCGCACCAAACUGGAUGAAAUCAAGCGUAUGGAGGUGCAGCGGCUGCAUGAACUAGCUCGCAUCAAGAUGCGCUCCAUGACGGGUACGCAAGUCUUGCAUUACAUUGCUGCGCAUGGAGGUGUGGAUCGCAUGGAUAUCCCCAAUCACCUUGACAUCAGCAACCCAUACUCCUUUGAGAUGAAAGAUCUGGAAAGGCUCAUUAAGAAGACAACCCACGACCUUGAGAUGUUAGACAAGAAGAGACAACAUGAUUUUAAGGAGUAUGAGAUGGAGAAAGAGUUUGAAUAUCAGCAGAAGUUGAAGGAAUUGCCUGAAGAGACACGCAAGGAAGAGGAAACCAAACACGAAGAGCUUAAAACCAAACACAAGCAGCAUGAAAAAAUUAACCAUCCUGGGAGCAAAGAUCAGUUUGAGGAGGUGUGGGAAAAGGAUGACCACCUUGAACAGGAGUUUGACCCUAAAACUUUCUUUUUUAUGCAUGAUAUAAAUGGUGAUGGCAUCUGGGAUGUUCAGGAAGUUGAGGCAGUUUUACAAAGAGAACUGGAUAAAGUGUAUGAUGCACGAAACUCCCCUGAAGAAGAUGAUCCCAUGGAACGUUUUGAGGAGAUGAACCGAAUGCGAGAACAUGUGUUUGGUGAGAUUGACAAGGACAAGGACUACAUGAUCACAUUGAAGGAGUUUCUGCAGUACACAGGGAAGCAUGGAGAAAAUGAAAAGUUCAAGGAGGAUGAAGGCUGGGAAGGUAUUGAGGACAAGCCCCAGUUCACAGAUGAAGAAUUUCAAGAAUAUAUCAGGCAACAUCAUGCACAACCUGGUGUUGUUAAUGUUCCUCCUCAACAUGAUCUUCAGUUCCAGCCAGAGGACAAGCUCCGUCAGCAGCAACAGCAGCAGGGCCUUCCACAUGGAGACCCACAAGCAUCCUGGCUUGGGGGUUCCUCAGCAGCCUGGCAUGGGAGUGCCACACCAGCCUGGGUUGGGGAUUCCUCAGCAGCCUGGCAUGGGAAUGCCACAACAACCUGGCAUGGGGAUUCAUCACCAGCCUGGCACAGGAGUGCCGCAGCAGCCUGGUUUGCCAGCACAGCAAAAUUUUCAACAGCAGAUUAAUCAGCAACAGUUUCAGCAGCAACACUUGAAUCAACAGGCCCAGUUUGGUCAACAACAACACAAGGCCAGUUUGGUCAGCCACAAGGACAAUUUGGUCAACCUCAACAAGGUCAAUUUGGUCAGGCUCAGCAAGGACAAUUUGGUCAGCCUCAAACAGGUCAAUUUGGUCAGGCUCAGCAAGGACAAUUUGGUCAGCAACAGUUGAAUCAGCAAGGACAAUUUGGUCAGCAGCAACAUUUAAAUCAACAAGGCCACUUCGGUCAGCAGCAGCCGUUGGAUCAGCAGCAGCAGCAUGUAGCAACUGAGAACCAAGUCAACCAGGGUCAAGGGAUCCAAGGAGAUAGUCAGCACCAUGUCAGUCAAGGGCAAGUCCAUCCUGCUGUGUAACCUGAGUCCAAUGCUGUUGGAGUUGUGUGGCAUAAAGAGGCCAUCAUGACCAUCAAGGGGUCAUCAAGCCUUCUCGAAUGUUAUCUUAGCAAUUUAUGUUGCAAAUCAUUUCAUGCAUAACAAUGUUUCAGAGCUUGUCCAUCUUACUUUUAGCUCUGGGAAGAUGUUAUACUUUAUGUGUAAUGGAACAUCUAAAGUGUGUUCUUAUUUUGGAGGAAGAUAAUGAAGGUCUUUAGGGGAAAAACAAAAGGCUUGUAACUUAAGAUAAACAUCAAGAUUUGACCAAAAAAGCCUUCAUUGUUUAACAUGCUUUCAGACACUAACUGCUGUCAUAGCAUUGUUUUUGUGUGUGUGUGUGUGUUUGUUUUGUUUGUGGGCGGGGGGAGAGCCCAGAAGUCACUUUAAAUCUGCUGCACUUUUAUUAAAAAAAAAAAAUGGGUUUGCUUUCCCAAAAUUAACUGAAGGAGGCCAGCAGUUGUCUAUUUUUGGUUCUUGGAGAUCAUGCAGUGAAAAUUAGAUACGCUGCACAGUGUUUUUUUGUUGUUUUUUUGUUAAGAGUGGUGUUGGAUGCAUUUCACAUUUAAACAUUAUGGAAAAAUAUUUCUCAGCAUUUUCAAAGUUGGUUGUAUAUAUUUUGCUGUAGAUAAAAAUGGUAGUUUGAUAUUUGUUUUCAAGAAUGAGCUCACAUUUUGUUGUCAGGUUUACACAAAGGUCUAUUUUACUAAUGUAAUAAAAGUGUCAACUUGUGUGAGGUGUAUCAAAGAUAAUCUCUCUUAAGAAGGAUCUCAAAUGUAUCUUUCCCCGUGAAAAGCAACUAGAGCAUCCUGUCUGGUUUCUGGUUUUAAACUGAACUGAGAAACUAUGGACAUUUUAGUUCAGUGUGAUUUAUGCCGUAUAGUUACAGAUAUUUAACUCAUGUUCAUAGUGUUGCAUAAAAUGUUAUAAUGUAUAUUAAAAAUUACAUCAGAUGUGAACAAAGAACUACAAGCUUUACUCGUUUUCCUGAUCUGUAAACUCAGACAGAUAGGGAUUCACUGUUGUAAAACUUCACUGUGCAACAUAUUUGUCGGUGUCCAUCUGCUGGUCAUUUUCAUGGUACCUAAACCAUUCCAGUUUUAGUUGGUACCCUAAGCUGGAUAUUUCUUUGAGAAAUUUCUUUGCUGUUAGCAUAUUAGCUCUUCAUGUGUGUGAAAAUGUGGUCAGUCUGAACUUGAUUGGGCAGAAAGACACAUAUUGAUUUUAUUUAUGUAUACCCUCCCAUAACGUGGUAAGUGCACAAGCCCAUCUUUUCAGUGCAGCAGGUAAUAUGAGCUUAAAUACAGGUGAAACUCUGUAAAAGCUGCUGUAAGCCAGAAGUUUUGAGUUCUGACUGGUCUUGCGUGUGACGAUGUGGGAAAAUUUAUUAGUGAUUUUUGUUAUUUUAUUUUCCUUCUAACUUUAUCUUUUUGAAGAAAAAAAAAUUAAAAGUUUCUAAGGUUCUGAAAAACUGCAUUAUGUCCAAGAGCUAAUAAAAAGAGCCAGUACA